This is a messenger RNA of Oncorhynchus tshawytscha (Chinook salmon), 3464 nucleotides long. RefSeq names its product integrator complex subunit 4 (gene ints4). NCBI's taxonomy places the organism in Eukaryota, Metazoa, Chordata, Actinopteri, Salmoniformes, Salmonidae. The coding region runs from base 95 to 3115 and encodes 1006 amino acids. Gene Ontology annotation, cellular component: integrator complex. Gene Ontology annotation, biological process: snRNA processing. The transcript has 23 exons. The record is from RefSeq and is a predicted model, not a curated record.
UUUAUUUAUACCCAUAAAUGCGAGUUCCGUCGAUGCUUGAUUACGAUGGUGCUGGGCGCUUUCAACAACAAAAAAUACUGGAAGCUAGUUAAAAAUGGCAGCACAUCUCAAAAAGCGAGUUUACGAGGAAUUCUCCAAAGUUGUUCAGCUUCCCCAAGAGGAGGCUCCAGCCAAGAAGCUCCGUCUGACCAAGCCAAGUAAGUCUGCAGCGCUGCAUAUUGACCUGUGUAAGGCCUCCAACCCCACUGAUGCCCUGCAGUACCUGCUGCACUUCGCCCGCAGCUCUGUGGAGGCUGAGAGUGUGGAAGGAGUUGUGCGCAUACUGCUGGAACACUACUACAAGGAGCAGGAUAACUCUGUGCGGCUGAAGAUUGCCUCUCUGAUCGGCCUGCUAAGUAAGACCCAGAACUUCAACCCUGAGAGUAUCCUAGAUGACACACUCAACACAUUCAACACAGAGAAGUCCCAUCAGGUCCUGGCUCAGCUGCUGGACACUCUGCUGGUCAUCGGCACCCAGCUCCCAGAAAGCCUUAUUGUUAGACACAGACUCAUAGAGGUGGCCUACAAGCACCUGUCAGACACAUAUUUCGGUGUGAGGAAUAAAUGCCUACAACUCCUGGGUUGCCUGGGAAACGUGGACACGCCCCUAAAUAAAGAUGGACAGGGAUUGGUUCCAGCUGUUAUUGGGGGCAGUGCUCCAGGGGUGUCUGGUGGAGUGUGUGUGAGAGACGCGCAGAGCCUCAUCAGUGACUACUUUGCAGACCAGGACCCAAGGGUGCGCACGGCGGCCAUCAAAGCCAUGCUGCAACUGCAUGAAAGGGGACUGAAGAUUCAACAGACCAUUUAUGAUCAGGCCUGUCAGCUGCUGUGUGAUGACUAUGAGCAGGUUCGUUCGGCUGCCGUUCAGAUGGUGUGGGUCCUGAGUCAGCUCUAUCCAGAGAGCAUUGUGCCGAUUCCGUCGUCCAAUGAGCAAGUCCGUCUGGUCGACGACUCGUUUGGGAAGAUCAGUCACAUGGUCUCUGAUGGAUCCUGGGUGGUCAGGGUGCAGGCCGCCAAAACACUGGGUAACAUGUUGCAGGUCAGUCCUCACUUCCUCGAGCAGACUCUGGACAAGAAGCUGAUGUCAGACCUCAGGAGGAAACGUACUGCUCAUGAGCGGGCCAAGGAGCUCUAUGCGUCAGGUGAGUUCUCCUCUGGGAGGAAAUGGGCUGAUGAUGCUCCCAAGGAGAAGGUGGACACCUCAGCUGUCAACCUGAUCGCCUCGGGGGCAUGUGGAGCCUUCGUACACGGACUGGAGGACGAGAUGUACGAGGUGCGUAUUGCUGCUGUGGAUGCACUCUCUGCUCUUGCCCAAUCAUCUGCCAGCUUUGCCGAGAAGUGCCUGGACUUCCUGGUUGACAUGUUUAAUGAUGAGAUUGAGGAAGUCAGGCUGCAGUCCAUCCACGUCCUGAGACAGAUCUCUACUAACAUCACCCUGAGAGAAGACCAGCUGGAUACUGUACUGGCUGUACUAGAGGAUUCGUCUCGUGACAUCAGAGAGGCGCUACAUGAGUUGCUGUGUUUCACCAAUGUGUCAACUAAAGAGUGUAUCCAACUGGCCCUGCUGGAGCUGCUGAAAAACCUCACCAAGUACCCCACCGACCGCAACUCUGUCUGGAAGUGUCUAAAGUUUCUAGGUUGUCGUCAUCCAACCCUGGUGUUACCGCUGGUUCCAGAGCUGCUCAGUACUCACCCCUACUUCCACACCCCUGAACCAGACAUGGACGACCCUGCCUAUAUUGCAGUGUUGGUGCUGGUGUUCAACGCAGCUCAGUCUUGUCCCACCAUGACAGCUCUGUUCUCAGACCACACCUUUAGACACUACACCUACCUACGGGACAGCCUCUCUCACCUAGUACCUCCUCUCAGGUUACCAGGGAGGACGCAGGCCCCAGGUGUGAGUGGUAUAGAAGGUUCCGGCAGUGUGGAGUCUGCUCAACUGUUCCUCCAACAGAGUCUGAGCAGAAUUAGCACUAUACACAACCUACAGGACCCCGGGGCUCAGGACCUGCUCAACUUUACUAUCAGAGACCUACAGAGACUGGGGGAGCUACAGACAGAGCUGGCAGGAGCUGCUGACUUCUCUGCCACCUACCUCCGCUGCCAACUACUGCUCACCAAGGCCUUGCAGGAGAAGUUGUGGACUAUGGCCGUCCCCCUCUGCCUUAAACACAACGCCAUGGCAACUGCUGCUGCCAAACAGAUGUUGGAGGAGACAUAUAAACUGGAGUUCCUAUAUAGUGGUCUGGAGAACAGACAGGUGGCCACCAUACACCACGUCAGACUACAGGCUAAGGCCUUACAGCUAGUCCUGACUGCCCGUACCAGACGAGGAGUUGAACCUCUCAUCAGUGUCUGUGAGAAGUUCCUUCAGGAGGUGGAAUCCUUUCAGAGGCUGUUUGUGGUGGAGCUGCCCCACCUCCAGGAAAGUUUUGUGGGGAAGCUGUUGGACUUGAGUCCCAAGCUGUCGGCCUGCAAGCCUGGAGAACUAGUCAAGAUCCUUCAGACCACAUUGAGACAGAGUGGCUUCUUAAACCUUCAAUUACCUAAACAGGUACAGAGACACAGAGACACAGACACACACACACGCACACAGGUAUUUGACCCAGGUGUGGUUUGUAUUGGCUGGCAGGUCCAGCGUGCGUCGGCGACCAUCAUCGAGCCGACAGGAGAGUCUGACAACCCGCUGCGUUUCACAUCUGGCCUGGUGGUGGCACUAGACAUCGAUGCUACGCUGGAGCACGUGCAAGACCCCCACAACACUGUCAAAGUACAGGUGCUGUAUCCAGACGGCCAGUCUCAUGUGAUUCAGCCUAAACCUGGAGACUUCAGAAGUCCUGGACCACACCGCCACCGCCUCAUCACACAGGUCUACUUGUCUCACUCCGCAUGGACUGAGGCGUGUCAGAUCGAGGUGAGGCUGCUGCUGGCCUACAGCUCAUCUCGUCUCUGUAAGGCAGUGUGGAGCGACAGCAGCACUGAAGGCCUCCAGCCAGCAGAGGGUGCCACUGAGGGAACCAUUCCCUUCGGCAAACCUGUCAAGGUCUUCAUCAUGCCUAAACCUGCCCGCCGCUGACAAACACCUAAGCAUCCAUCUCGCUAUCUUGUUUUCUCCCUCUCCCACCCCUGACCCUCUAGUCCUCAGCCAUUGGCUGUUCCUUACUGCAUACAUAUUUACUAAACAAUGUUUAUAUUGUUAGUGUGUAACUGUGUGCCACUCCUGGCUGACUGCUCAACUAGAUUGAGGAUGCGUCCUAUAUAGUGCACUACUUUUGACCACUAAAGGAAAAAGGGUGCUAUUUGGGAUUUCAUCCUGAGACUGAGCAAGAGAAUCAUUGAGGUCACCUGUCUGAUCUGUGUUGCUAUAGUUAAGGGCCAUUUUUUUUCUUUGAAUGACAAUAAAUGAAACCAGAUGACAAAAACAA